AACACUUACACCGAUGAGGAAGUGAUAAUUGGAGCCGAUGCAGUUGAUCUAGAUGACACAUUGCCUUGGGAGAAGAAGCCAAAGGUCAUUAUUGUAGUGAGUAGGGGCAACUGUAUGAAUGACCUCAAUGGAGCUUUUAUGGAUCCAGAUAUCAUGAACAAAGAUGUUCACAUCAAAAGGAAGCUUCCCAAUGGGAAACUAGAAGAAGGAGAGGGUUCAGGUGUUUUGAGGGACUGCCUGUCAGAAUUUUGGGGAGAAUUCUACACAAAAUGCACACUGGGUACAGAUGUGAAGACACCCUAUCUUAGGCAUGAAUACCAAGUCCAGGAAUGGCAAGCAAUUGCGAGAAUUAUUGUUACAGGGUGGCUAACUGUACAGUAUUUUCCAAUACUGCUGCCUCUUCCAUUUCUGGAAGAAGCUCUAUACGGUACCACUUACAGCAAUGUAACCGAUUGCUUCAUGCAAUACAUAUCAAAAGAAGAGAGAAAAAUCCUUCAGCUUGCACUGGAAUCAUUUGAGUCUGUUGACAGAGAUGAUCUAAUAGAUGUUCUAGAUGCACACGACUGCCACCAGAUUCCUUGUAAGGAAACUCUUGCUCCACUCUUGAUGCAGUUAGGGCACAAAGCUCUUAUCCAAACACCAAUGUUUGUUAUCAGAUGUUGGAGACCCAUCUUGAAGUGUUUGGCAGGCACUUUGUAUCCACAGAGACUUGUGGAGAUGAUGGAAGAACGCAUUCCAACAUCUAAGCGCGUGAGAGCACUUUUGAAGUUCCCAGAGGAAAUGACUGCACUUCAGAACACUGUGGCAAGACACCUAAGGAAGUAUAUUGGGGAGACAGAUGACCUCAACUUGAAGUCUUUUCUUCGUUUCUGCACAGAGGCAGACAUCCUACUUGGACAUCCCAUCACAGUGCAGUUCACAGAAACCUCUUCAUUCCAAUGUAGAUCUCAGGCGCAUACAUGUGGGUGCUAUUUGAUCAUACCUACCAACUACCAGAGCUAUCCAGAUCUUCGCAAUGACUUUGACCUCGUCUUAAAAAGUUCCAUUUGGGUUAUGGACAUUGUAUGA
This is a messenger RNA of Colossoma macropomum (tambaqui), 1068 nucleotides long. RefSeq lists its product as uncharacterized. The record is from RefSeq and is a predicted model, not a curated record. NCBI's taxonomy places the organism in Eukaryota, Metazoa, Chordata, Actinopteri, Characiformes, Serrasalmidae.